This is a messenger RNA of Grosmannia clavigera kw1407, 2430 nucleotides long. RefSeq names its product small oligopeptide transporter. Gene Ontology annotation, molecular function: oligopeptide transmembrane transporter activity. Lineage: Eukaryota; Fungi; Ascomycota; Sordariomycetes; Ophiostomatales; Ophiostomataceae. The record is from RefSeq and is a predicted model, not a curated record. The coding region runs from base 1 to 2430 and encodes 809 amino acids. The transcript has 2 exons. Gene Ontology annotation, biological process: transmembrane transport.
AUGGCCGGCCUCUUCAACUUCCGUCGGAGGCAUGAGCCUGGCGAGAUACAGCCGGAGAUUCUCCCCGCCACCAGCGGGGCUUACGGCGUGGAAGAGGACAACAUCCAGGCGGCCACGGGCUCGGACGCGCUCAACACGCUCAAGCAAUUCAAGAACCUGCACCAAUUCGAUCCCAAUUUGCCAAUCGAGGAGCUCAACGACAUUGACGAUGCGCUGCAGAGCGGCAAUGCUGAGAAGGGGCUGCAGAUGGAGCAGGUCAUCGUCGAGGACAACUCGCCGUACGCCGAGGUGCGCGCGUCUGUCCGCAACUACGACGUCGACCUGCCGGCCAACACGAUCCGCGCCUGGGUGAUUGGGAUGGUUCUCUGCACCGUCGGCUCCGGCGUCAACAUGCUCUUCUCGCUGCGCAACCCCAGCGUCACGGUGACGACGUACGUGAUCCAGCUGGUGGCGUACCCCAUCGGCCUGCUCUGGGACGUCGUCUUCCCCGACCGCGUUUGGAGCCUCUGCGGACUCAAGUUCAACCUGAAGCCGGGCCCGUUCAACUUUAAGGAGCACGUGAUCAUCGUGGUCAUGUCCAAUGCUGCCUAUGGUGGUGGUGCUCUCUAUGCCACGGACGUCAUCAUUGCCCAGGAAAAGUGGUACCACCAAUACUUUGGCUGGGGCUGGCAGAUCCUGUUCGGCAUCACCACGCUCUGCACGGGCUACGGUAUUGCCGGGCUGUCGCGUCGCUUCCUCGUGUGGCCGGCGGCCAUGAUCUGGCCCAGCGACCUGGUCAAUGCAGCGCUCUUCUACACGCUGCACGACCACUCGCCGUCUGACCCGGCCCACACCAACGGAUGGCGGGUCGGGCGCUACCGCUGGUUCAUGAUCGUGUUCGUGCUGGCCUUUGUGUGGUACUGGUUCCCCGGCUGGAUCUUCCAGGGUUUGAGCUGGUUCUGCUGGCUCACAUGGAUCUGGCCCAAGAGCAAGGUGGUCAACCAGGUGUUUGGCGGCCUUAGUGGCUACGGCCUGAUGCCGAUGACGCUUGACUGGACGAUCGUGUCAGGCUAUCUUGGCUCGCCGCUGAUCCCGCCGUUCCAUGCCAUUGCCAACUCGCUCUUCGGCAUCAUCUUGUUCUUCGUUGUCGUCUCGUCGGGCCUGCACUUUAGCAACGUGUGGGACAGCGGCUAUCUGCCGGUGCAAAGUUCUAGCGCCUUUGCCAACACCGGCCACAAGUACAACGUGACAGAGAUUCUGACCGACCUGAAGUUCGACGAGGCCAAGUACAAGGCCUACUCGCCGCUCUUCCUCUCGACGCAGUUUGCCCUUACGUACGGCCUGUCGUUUGCGGCCGUUGCGUCCGUGGUGGUGCACGUGGUGCUGUACCACGGCCAGGAGAUCUGGUCGCAGUUCCGGCUUGCGCGCCACCAGGAGGACGACGUGCACAUGCGGCUGAUGAAGAAGUACCGCGACGCGGAGGACUGGUGGUACGCGGUGCUCUUUGUCAUUAUGAUCGGCCUCUCCUUUGCCGUCGUCUGUGGCUGGCCAACCGACUUCCCUUGGUGGGGCUACAUUGUGUGCAUGAUUCUGCCGCUGGUGUGGACGAUUCCGAUUGGCAUCAUCCAGGCCAUCACCAACAUCCAGCUGGGGCUGAACGUGCUGACCGAGUUCAUCGUCGGUUACAUGCUUCCGGGCCGGCCGCUAGCGAUGAUGAUGUUCAAGAACUACGGCUACCUCUGCAUGUCGCAGGCGCUGUACUUUGCCCAGGACCUGAAGCUGGGCCACUACAUGAAGGUGCCGCCUCGCACUAUGUUCUGGGCGCAGUUGGCGGCGUCGAUCUGGUCUGCGAUUGUGCAGAUUGCGGUCAUGAACUGGGCGCUGGGAUCGAUCCACGACGUCUGCUCGGACGAUCAGAAGAACUCGUACACGUGCGCCAACGCGAAGGUGUUUUACACCGCUUCAGUCAUUUGGGGUGCUAUCGGUCCCAAGCGCAUGUUCAGCGGCGACGCCAUCUACCACAAGCUGCAGUACUUCUGGCUGGUCGGCGCCAUCACGCCCAUCAUUACCUGGUUCCUGGCGCGCCGGUACCCCAAGUCGGUCUGGCGCUACGUCAACAUGCCGCUCAUCUUUGGCGGCCCCGGUUGGCUGCCGCCCGCCACCGUGUUCAUCUACCUCUGCUGGGGCAGCGUGGGCACGUUCUUCAACUGGUUCGUCAAGCGGAGGUGGUCUGGCUGGUGGAUGCAGUACAACUACGUCACGUCGGCUGGUCUGGACAGCGGCCUGAUCGUGUCUACCCUGAUCAUCUUCUUCAGCCUGUACCUCACCUCGGCCACGGCGCCGCAGUGGUUCGGCAACGUCGGUGCCCUCGAAACGCUCGACAUGAAGGGAAAGGCUCUACACCUCGAGCUUCCUGCGGGCCAGAAGUUUGGCCCGUCCAAUUGGUCGUAG